This is a messenger RNA of Truncatella angustata, 1908 nucleotides long. RefSeq lists its product as uncharacterized. The transcript has a single exon. Lineage: Eukaryota; Fungi; Ascomycota; Sordariomycetes; Amphisphaeriales; Sporocadaceae. Gene Ontology annotation, molecular function: protein binding. The record is from RefSeq and is a predicted model, not a curated record. The coding region runs from base 1 to 1908 and encodes 635 amino acids.
AUGCUAGAACUAGACGUGGCUUCGUUGAGCCUUGCAGACUUAUCAAUGCUCGAAAAUCUGCCAUUGGACAUCCUGCUCAUCAUUCUGUCAUAUCUGAAAACGGCCAGAAGCGUGGCGAGCCUUGCAUCCACAUGCAAGAAGCUUCACGCUGUGGUUCGGACUGAUGGGUGGCGCAUAUUUCUGAGGAGCCAUUUCGAGAGCCUAGCGCUGCCUCAAAGCAUGAAGGACGAAGAAUGUAUGGGCUGGACGAGGGACGUGACAGGGCAGUCCCGUGCAUGGGAUCGACGUGCAUUCUCGGUAGCAUCGUUCAUCCCACCCGUCAAGAAACCACAUGCCACGAACGGUCAUGGCGGUCGGUUUAGGACACAGACCUUCCCACCUCACAUCAUCGUGGAUGCGACCUCGAAGUUGACGGGAAGUACCGUAGCGGAGACGAUAGUUUGGGGUGCAGGAGAAGAUCUUGUGAUUUGGCGGAAACGGCUGGGACGUUUCACGCCAAGGAGGGAGGAAUCUUGGACGUCUGUGGAAGGCGCCGUAAUGGGUUUCGCCAGCGGGAAGGAUGAUGUGACAGCUCUUUCUAUCGUCAACGAUACCUCUAACCGCGUCAACUUCUUAGUUGGUAGAGCAAGCGGCUAUCUACAACUUUUAUCAACAGGCAAGAAUAACUCUAUACGUUCGGCAGUCCACUUCCAACCUAUACCAUCUGAGGGACGGGUACCGCUGGAGCAGAAGGAGAUACAACACCUGGACAUAAAUAAUGGGAAAGACACAGCGGCUGUCAUCACCAAGGAUAGCUUGUUCUUCUACCCACUGAACGACCCAUCGUUGGUCUCGGCAGAUCAGAAUAAUGGCUCCUCUGAUGCCAUCGUUGCGCCGAAGGAGGCAGUCAGUGUGAGAAACAUGGAAAACUCCAAACAGUUCAGAUUUCUCAAGGCAGUGCGUUUCAUGGGUAAUGGGGACCUGGCUCUAGGCAUGACCUACAGUCCCGAGCCUCUACGAUAUCUCAAAAGAACCCCAUCAGGAGUCCAGAUUAUCAACGCGGCCAAGUUGCGGUCUUCGAGACGUUGUACAGAGUCUUAUGUCUAUGAUGUCGGAUAUGAGCAAUCUAUUCGUGAUAUUCUGCCGUUGAGUACGGCGUCUAUCGCUGGAGGAGGGGGCAACGUUACACUCAGCUCGUAUGACGACGCAACUAUUCGCCUGCAAGAUCUCCGGAGUCCUUCUCCAAUAGACACGAUUUAUCAGGACCACUUCGAGGUAUCAGCGCCCGUAGGUCCUCUUGUUUCGCACGGAAUGGAAAGGUUCGUUGCCGGAAGUGCCCGCACCGCGACUCUUAAGAUCUUCGACUUCAGAUGGACCAAAGGAUAUGUCUAUACGGACGCUCUGCCAUGCGGAGUACAACCACUUGUACCCACGCCGAAACCACCAACCAUGGCAUACUGUCCACACUCCACAGACGUCGCCAAAUGCAACCACCGGUCCGGUGUUCUGUGCAACCGCCAUAUACUAGCUAGGUCAGACUUUUACAGGCCGAACUGCACUAUCUAUCUCCCUCCCACCCAGCAAUCAGUAUCACCAGUCUACUCUCUGGCUAAGCCAUCGGAUUUGUCGUCGACCAUAUAUGCAGGGCUCACUGGGGAGCUUGUGCAAAUGAGCCUCAGAGACCAAGGAGAGCAUCCGCGUCAGCGUCUUCACAUGCAGCGCACGGACAAGAAGCACCGAAGCGGGUACAGCUAUCAGGAAAGCCCGAUCAGCAUCAUCGAGACAGGUGAUGGUAUUGCUUUGCACGAUAUCACCAAGAGUCAGAGGAUGCCGGAGAUGCACAAGCAAAAUUACAAGAAUUACAGGGGACCUCUACCGGUCGCAAAGAUGAGGGCGCAUCGGCUCGACGAUCUAUAUCUCCGGGGAUAG